AAGUACCACUACUAGGACUAUCUUUUCCUCUAAGUUCUAAAAGUACAUCUAUACAGAAGAAAACUAUUUAAAAUAGAAUAUUUAAGGAGUAAUUUCUUUGUCUCUUACUCAGAACUUCAGAAUUCUUGAUAGAUAGAAGGCAUCCAUUGGUUGGAAGGUUCAAUCUGAGAUUUCUCAUCCCUGUUUCUUUUGUAGACAUGGAGGCAAGAGAGGAAAUCACAACAUUGAUAAAUCUUUUUUUUUCUUUUCCUUCAGCUUUUUAGUGACAUUUCUAAGGACCAUGGAAACAGCAAUACCAUAGUGACUGGAUUUGUCUUCCGGGGACUAGUACAGUCUCUGGAACUGCAGGCCCUAUUAUUUGUUGCUUUCUUUGUUGUAUACAUCACUGCCAUUUUGGGAAACCUCUUUGUAGUUCUGACUAUCUGGAUUAGCCCUCGUCUCCACACACCCAUGUACUCCCUCCUGGGUCACUUGUCUUUUGUUGACAUUUGUUACUCCCUAAUAGCCACUCCAAGGAUGCUGAGGGACCUGCUGGCAGAGAGUAAGCAAAUCUCCUUUUCAGGUUGCUUUACCCAGCUCUUCUUCAUCCAUUUUCUGGGUGGCACUGAGAUUCUCAAUCUGGUAGUCAUGGCAUUUGACCGCUAUGUUGCUAUCUGCAGACCAUUACAUUAUGCUGCCCUCAUGAAUCCAACUAUCAGGAACCGUUUCUUAUUGGCCUCCUGGCUAGGGGGAUUGGUGCAUUCAUCCCUCCAACUUGCCCUUUUGCUUCCACUUCCCUUCUGUGGUCCCAACCAAUUGGACAAUUUCUACUGUGACAUAAUACAGGUUCUGGAGCUGGCCUGCACAGACACAUAUGCUGUGAAACUCCUGCUUGUUGGCAACAGUGGGCUUGUCACCUUGAUAGUCUUUCUGGCCUUGCUCACCUCUUACUCUGUUAUCCUUGUUACACUACGGGCCCAUUCAGCUCAUGCCCGGGCUAAAGCAUUAUCUACUUGUGGUGCCCACAUAACAGUAGUGGUAAUGACUUUCAUUCCUGCACUUUGUGUCUAUGCUUGGCCUUUUCGAGAUCAAUCCCAAGACAAGGCUAUCUCAGUGCUACAUAUUGUGCUAAUGCCUAUGCUCAACCCCUUAGUCUAUACUCUGAGGAACAAGGAGAUGCAUGAGGCCAAGAAGGGUGGUUGUGUGAGGGCCGUCCUCUGGUUCAGAAAGUGA
Messenger RNA from Trichosurus vulpecula (common brushtail), 1212 nucleotides. Its product is annotated as olfactory receptor 4D5-like. Gene Ontology annotation, molecular function: G protein-coupled receptor activity; olfactory receptor activity. Gene Ontology annotation, cellular component: membrane. The coding region runs from base 451 to 1212 and encodes 253 amino acids. The record is from RefSeq and is a predicted model, not a curated record. Lineage: Eukaryota; Metazoa; Chordata; Mammalia; Diprotodontia; Phalangeridae. Gene Ontology annotation, biological process: G protein-coupled receptor signaling pathway. The transcript has a single exon.